Cucurbitaria berberidis CBS 394.84 is the source of this 1658-nucleotide messenger RNA. RefSeq names its product integral membrane protein-like protein. The record is from RefSeq and is a predicted model, not a curated record. Gene Ontology annotation, cellular component: plasma membrane; cell cortex of cell tip. Gene Ontology annotation, biological process: fungal-type cell wall organization. Lineage: Eukaryota; Fungi; Ascomycota; Dothideomycetes; Pleosporales; Cucurbitariaceae. Bases 266 to 1237 code for a protein of 323 amino acids. The transcript has 3 exons.
GUUAUGUGCCCUGCCCCCUUCCUGGGGCCUUACCCUCAGCUGUGGUGGAGCCGGGGAUUGUACAUGUACAAAAAGCUCAUGCUGGCCCUCUUCUGUGUCCCACUCAUCUGUCGUUCAGCCUUCUUGCUCAUUCACGUCAUCUGUCUCUUCGUGCCGCCUAUCAUAUCCCCGGAUUCACCAUCGUUGCUGCUUCAAGUCAAGAGCGACUUCUGAGUGACCCCAGCCGCGCCAGGUUUCAAGACCUUGGGAACAAACAACCGCAAACAUGGGCAAAGUCGGGCGCUUCGCGUGUAUUCUCACGCCCAUGCUACUCACCCUUGCAUCGCUGAUAUGCAUUGUUCUUGUCGUGAUCGGUCAGACGCCGUGGAAAGGCAAUAAUGCACCUAGCACUGCAUUGGGGCGCGACCUGUAUUUCUUCAAAGCAGACACAAGCGGUUUCAACGCCGACCCUCAGAAUGUCAUCGAUCACCUACCCGACAGCGUAAAACCUGACACCGACCUUGUCAAAGCCCUGCAAGGCGCCGCCUCCUCGAAAGAGCUCAAGGACUUCUACCAAGUCGGCCUGUGGUCGUAUUGCGAGGGCGACAAGGACAAGGACGGCAAGGAAACCAUAACUCACUGCUCGUCUCGCAAGUUCAGCUUCUGGUUCGAUCCCUUCUCGGUGUGGGAGCUCAAGGAUACCAGUGCACAGAAGGCUCUUGGGGAUGACAUGCAAAAGGUUCUCAACGCAUACAAGAAGGCUGCGGGGUUCAUGAAUUGGGCAUUUGUUAUUACGCUGAUCCUGUCGGCUGUCGAGUUUGUUAUUGGCUUCUUCGCCAUCUUCAGCCGCUGGGGAAGUCUGGUCACCACCAUUGUGUCUACUGCGCAAACCAUCUUCGCGCUAGCAGCCGCCACAACCGCAACCGCAAUCUACGCAGCCCUGGUCGGCGUCUUCAAAUCUGUGCUCAAGCCGUACGACAUCGACGCCUCAAUGGGUACGAAGAUGCUAACCGUCCUUUGGCUCGGCGUCGCCUUCUCUGUCGCCUCGGGCUUCUUCUGGCUCAUCUCUGUGUGCUGCUGCUCCGGCAAGUCGCCCCACAAGAAGGUCGUCGUGGAGAAGACUCCUUACACCUACGAGCGUGUUGCUAGCCCGGCAUUUGGCGGACAGCAGGCACAGCACACUGGGUAUGCCGGUGCGGCUGGACAUGGUACGAGUGGCACAGCGUACGAACCGUUUAGGCAGCAGCAGCAUGUUUAGAUGGUUGUUGCUAGAUCCGUGCGGUUUGACUAGGAUGCCAUUGGGUAAUCGCUAAUUAGGUGUGAUUUGGGGAGUGAACGUGACGAGGAAACAUGGUGACAUAUAAUGACCUGUAUGAUCAUCUAUUUGGGUUAGUCAUUUAUAUACCCGGCGUUCUUGGGAGCAUUGGUUUUCCUCCACCAUCUUCAAGAUUUGAAUAGAUGUGUUCGAGUAAACACUCAAUCAACCGCAAUUAUUCCUCCAUUCAUCUUCUCUAGUCACUCGGUGAACUUCAGCCUCGUCGCAUGUUAUAACUCUGAAUCAAACCUCAUUCUCAUCCCAUCUCUAUUCCGUUUGAUCACAUCGCACAAUGUCUAUCCUUCUUUUAUAUGAGAUUCUCUGUUCACAAGGCACUGAGACAUUUAUUUCUUUGAAAAUUUAC